Messenger RNA from Maudiozyma barnettii, 2397 nucleotides. RefSeq names its product Csc1p (gene CSC1). Gene Ontology annotation, molecular function: calcium-activated cation channel activity. The transcript has a single exon. The coding region runs from base 1 to 2397 and encodes 798 amino acids. The record is from RefSeq and is a predicted model, not a curated record. Lineage: Eukaryota; Fungi; Ascomycota; Saccharomycetes; Saccharomycetales; Saccharomycetaceae. Gene Ontology annotation, cellular component: plasma membrane.
AUGACAUUUCCUGACAUCGUUUCGCUGAUAUCCGCUAUGGAUAUUGACAUUACUUCAGAUAAGGACGAUCACGACUUUAGAAAACCAACGACCAUGGUUGUGACAACACAGCUAGGGAUUGCUUCGGUUCUAGGCAUUUUUGCAUUAUUUUCAUUCUCUCUAUUGCUUAAAAAAUUACCACGAUUGUAUGCUAGCAGGAAGUAUAAGGAUCAAGGAAUAUUACAACUCCCUACGUGGAACGAAAAUAGUUUAUUUGGUUGGAUUCCUGUACUGUAUAGAAUAAAUGAUAAACAAGUCCUGGAAUAUGCUGGGUUGGAUGCCUAUGUGUUUUUAAGUUUUUUCAAAAUGUGCAUCAAAUUAUUAGCAACUUUCUGCUUCUUUUCCGUUUGUAUUAUAUCCCCUAUUAGAUACCAUUUUACUGGUUAUUAUGAUGACAAUUCUAACAAACCUGAAGGCUCAUCGGUUGUCACACAUAUAUACAAGAGAUUGAUAGAUCCAACAUCUGAUGAAAUAUUGGCUCCUGAGACUACCAGCAUGUAUUUAUGGAUGUAUGUCCUGUUUACAUAUUUCUUUACAUUUCUAGCAAUAAAAACGUUAACUUCACAGACAAAAGAUGUAGUCAAUACAAGACAAACAUACUUAGGUAAGAUGAAUACUAUAACAGAUAGAACUAUAAGAUUAUCAGGGAUUCCCAUUGAGCUUCGAAAUAUGGAUGCAUUAAAGCGAAGAAUCGAGGAGUUGAAGAUCGGUCAAGUGGCAUCAAUCACCAUAUGUAGGGAAUGGGGUACACUGAACAAACUUUAUCAUUACAGAAAUAAAAUUUUGAAGAAACUUGAAUUGGCAUACGCUGACUGUCCGCCUCAUCUUAGAGAUCAUACAUCAUCUCCUGAAUCGUUUACUAUGAACCAAAGUUCUUCCCAAGAAGAAUAUAAUAACAACAAUUUACAACCAGAAAUUCAACAGAGAGAACCUACGACUUCUACUAUAGACCCGAAUGUUCCGUCUACUAAUAAUGUUACCGAGGACAAUGAACUUUAUUCAGAAAUACACUUAAAGGAAAGACCUACAAUGAAAAUAGGACUGUGGGGGAUACUAGGUAGUGAAGUAGACUCCAUUGAUUAUUUGUCAGACCAAUUAAAGUUUAUUGACAAAGAGAUCGUCAGGGCUCGUAAAUCACAUUAUUCUGCAACACCUACCGCCUUUGUGACGAUGGAUUCCGUUGCCAAUGCACAAAUGGCAGCACAGGCGGUCCUAGAUCCUCGGGUCCAUUACUUUAUCACACGAUUAGCUCCAGCUCCACAUGAUAUAAAAUGGGAUCAUGUCUGCUUAUCUAGAUCCGACCGUCUAAUAAAGAUUUAUACGGUUACUGUAUUUAUUGGAAUUUCGAGUGUCUUCCUUAUUAUUCCAGUGUCAUAUCUAGCUACAUUGCUGAAUUUAAAGACAAUUUCUAAAUUUUGGCCAAGCUUGGGUAAUCUUUUAAAAGAAAAUAGAUGGGCGGAAAAUAUGGUAACUGGACUGUUACCAACGUAUCUGUUUACAUUAUUAAAUGUAGGAAUUCCAUAUUUCUAUGAAUUUUUAACUUCAUAUCAAGGUCUCGUAUCAUACAGCGAAGAAGAGAUAUCGUUAGUAUCCAAGAACUUUUUCUAUAUAUUCGUUAAUUUGUUCUUAGUGUUUACACUUGCGGGGGCAGCCUCUAACUAUUGGGGUUACUUGUCGGAUACCACAAAGAUAGCGUAUCAAUUAGCAACUUCUGUGAAAGAGUUUUCAUUAUUCUAUGUCGACUUAAUUAUCUUACAAGGGAUUGGUAUGUUUCCAUUUAAACUCCUACUAGCAGGUAGUUUAAUUGGAUUCCCAUUGAUUAAGAUUCAGGCCAAAACUCCACGUCAGAGAAAAGAACUUUACAAUCCACCAAUUUUCAAUUUUGGUUUACAAUUACCGCAACCUAUUUUGAUUUUAAUCAUUACUUUAAUCUACUCUGUCAUGAGUACUAAGAUUUUGGCUUCCGGGUUAGCCUAUUUUAUCAUUGGCUUCUAUGUUUAUAAAUAUCAAUUAAUUUACGCCACAGAUCAUCUUCCACACUCGACUGGGAAAGUGUGGCCUCUAAUCUACAGAAGAAUUAUGGUCGGAUUAUUAUUGUUUCAAUUAACUAUGGCCGGUACCCUUGCUGGUUUCGAAGGUGGCUGGGUCUUAUCAUCUUGGCUAUUUCCUUUACCCUUCAUUACUUUCAGUUUCUGGUGGGAUUUUGAGAAAAACUAUUUACCUCUAUCACAAUACAUUGCCUUGAGUUCAAUCCGUGAACAUGAACGUGAUAACUCCAUGAUAAGUGCACCAUUUGAAACAGAGACAUAUCACUAUCCUUAUUUGAUCGAAGAACUUGAAGGUCCCAUGUUGAGCUAA